Molecule: messenger RNA, 1860 nt
Organism: Pyricularia grisea
Lineage: Eukaryota; Fungi; Ascomycota; Sordariomycetes; Magnaporthales; Pyriculariaceae
Exons: 4
Coding region: 1-1860 (619 amino acids)
Biological process (GO): regulation of membrane potential; proton export across plasma membrane; sodium ion export across plasma membrane
Cellular component (GO): plasma membrane
Molecular function (GO): sodium:proton antiporter activity
Source: RefSeq, a predicted model, not a curated record
AUGCCGUCUCUCGACCCUAGCGAGUUGAACAUAGUCCUUGCGGUGCUUGGCGCUUUCACCAUCAUCUACGGGCUGUUCUCUGUUCUCAUCAAGCAAAAAUGGUACCUCGGCGAGGCUCUUCCAGCCAUGCUGGUCGGAAUCAUCCUCGGUCCCGUGGCGGCCAAAUUCCUGGACAAUACGCGCUGGGGACCCGGCUCGCUCAGUGAGCAAGACAAGAGCAAUAUCACCCUCGGCUUCAUGAGGGUCAUGAUCUCGGUGCAGCUUGUCAUCGCCGGCUUCCAGCUACCCGCCAAGUACGCCGUCAAGAAGUGGAAGGACAUGGCCAUCCUCCUGCUGCCGACCAUGACCAUGUCUUGGCUGUUGACCACGGCCUGCCUGAUGGCUACCAUCCCCAAGCUCACCCUGCUGGCCAGCCUCGUCAUCGGCGCCUGCCUGACGGCGACGGACCCCGUGCUGAGCCAGGCCGUCGCCAAAGGACCCUUUGCCGACAAGUACGUCUCGCGUCCGCUGCGUGAGAUAAUCAGCGCCGAGGCCGGCGCCAACGAUGGCUUCGGUUUCCCCUUCCUGAUGCUGGCCACCUACCUCAUGCGCAACACCGAGUUCCCGGGCCUGGUCCUCAAGCCGUCCGGGGAUGGGCACGGCGCCGAGGGUGCCGUUGAGGUCGCCCACAGGCUCCUGAGGCGCGCGGGCGACAUUGGACGUCUGGACGGCGGCCUCGGGACCGCCAUGAGGGACUGGCUGCUCGAGACGUGGCUGUACACCAUCAUCCUGGCGAUCGUGUACGGCGGCGUCAUCGGGUUUGGUGGCGGCAAGAUGAUCAAGUUCUGCCUGCGCAAGAAGUGGAUCGACGGCGAAAGCUACCUUUUGUUCCCCGUGGCCAUCGCCAUGUUCAUCAUCGGCACGGCCGGCAUGCUCACCACAAAUGACCUGCUGGCCUGUGUCUGCGCCGGCAUCGGCCUCAACUGGGACGGCGAGUACCUGGCCGAGACCGAGGAGCGCCACGACGAGGUCAACUCGUGUAUCGACGUCCUGCUCAACUUUGCCGGCUUCAUGUACGUCGGCGUCAUCAUGCCCUGGUCUCAAUUCCACGACCCCGAAGGAACCGGCAUCACCGUCCCACGCCUCAUCGGUCUUGGCUUCAUGGUGCUCCUAUUCCGCCGCAUCCCCGCCAUCAUGGCAGUUUACAAGGCCAUACCCACCUGCGUGUCUGGUUGGAAAGAGGCUUUGUUCAUGGGAUACUUCGGCCCCAUCGGAGUCGGCGCAGUCUUCUACGCCGAGCACACGAAGCACCUGUUCCCCUCCGUCGGCACCACCGGCGACGUUGCCAGCGACGACAUGAUCAAGGCCCUCGUCCCGUCCAUCUACUUCCUCGUACUCUUCUCCAUCGUUGUCCACGGGCUAUCGAUCCCGGCGCUCGACUUCAUGUACCGCGUGUCGGGCGUGAAGCCCAUCACCGACGACGCCGUGCAGCUGCGCCGCAAGUCGGCGGCCGUGGCUGCGCCCGCCAACGCCCGCGUCGACAGCGCCGAGCCCGAGUAUUUUGUCGCCUACAACCGCUUCAGCCGGCCCGUGCUCACGCAGGAUGCCGCCGCCGCCGUGCGGUCUAACCGCCGCACCGUGCUGUUCAACGGCCAGCGCGUCGACGGCCUCCCCUCUGCAAACAACGGCGGCUACCCGCAGCCGCAGAGACAGUCACAGGGACAGCAACAGCCUGGCACUAUUCUGUUUGCUCCGAGCAACAUGCCAAAGACGCCUGCGGAUGAGAGGGCCCGCCAGAACUGGGAGGAGGACGUCGAUCCCAUUGAGGAGGAGAAGAUCCGCGCCCGUCUCCGGGCUGCCAGCUUGCAGAGGCUGGGCUGA